This is a messenger RNA of Funneliformis mosseae, 1308 nucleotides long. NCBI's taxonomy places the organism in Eukaryota, Fungi, Glomeromycota, Glomeromycetes, Glomerales, Glomeraceae. The record is from the annotation of a GenBank genome assembly.
AUUACUACAACCCGUAACCCACCUAACCCACCUUCAUGGUAUCCACCAGAAUCCUUCGGCGAAGAUAGAGAUAAUGGAAUUUUUCUUGUGGAUAAUAGAAGCACGAUUACACGUCACAAACAAACUACACGACAAUUCUCAUUGAAACCAAUGAAUGAAGAUGAGUACACGGCAUUAUCUGCGUGGGAAGAUGAUGAUAUUAGUAGUAAUGUAGAAGUUACAAAAUCUGAAAGAAACGAAGCUCAAUAUAUGAAUGAAAAUUCAUUUUCGAAGAAUUCAUCCGACACUACCAGUACAGCUAAUACAGUGGAUGGUUAUGAUGACGAUACCGCCUCCAUGGCCUCCAUGUCAACCUGUUCCACAGCAACGACUUCAGACCUAUACCCUUCCGUAAUGCACGUUACUUUGAAAGAUUUAAUAAAUUUCAAAGAACGACAUGAUUCUAUGCAAAAUAUAAAUAAUUAUUACAAGUCUAUGGAACCAACACCCGUUAUUAAUAAAGGUAAACAAAAGAUUGUAAAUUUUAAGGAUGAAAUUGUGGAAUCACCCGGAAAACCAUCCAAGAAAUCAAUGGAGAUAGAAUCAACGGCAUUAUCAGUCAUUUCAAAUGAUUCAAGUACCAUUAAAGAGAAUAAUUCAUCACAUAAAGAGGAAAUUUCGGAAAUUUCAAUAACUAUACCAUUAAACUUACCAAAGGUAUCAAAAGAAGAAUAUGAAGCGACAAAAAUUGACAAACAAAACAAACUUCGUGCGUGGGUGAAAUGUUUAUGGCCACAACCAAGGCUUCCCGGUUCGAAACAAUUAUCAGCUGGACUUACUCCAGGUACUCUAUCGAAAAGGGAUCUCAAUCCGUCUAUAGUUGGAGUUAUCGUAAUGCAAAAAUCGGUUCCAAUGAUAUUAACGGCCAUAUUAAAAGGAACGAAACAUCCAAAAAAAGAGAUUGAUAGAAACGGACAAAUAAAAUUUACGGGGGAGCCUGUAAUUAUUAAGGGGGUUUAUGACCCAAGAGAGUAUUUGCUUUUGCAUUGUCCUACUUUUCAUAAUCCACCUUGUUAUAAUGGUGAUCCAAAAAACCCUUGGACUGAACAUUUCUUGCUUAAUAAAAUUUUGCCUAGAUUAACCAGUGAAGCAAUUAAAGUACAAAAUGAAGUUGGAUUAUUCUUAACAGUCAAGGAAUCAAUGUUAUGGGGAUUAGAACAUUAUUCCUUAUUUCAGUGCAGAUAUUGCACAAACGUGCAAAAUAGUUUUGGCAGGCAGUUCAAUUAUAAAGGGGUUUGUGAACAUUUAUACAGUAGUAAACAUAAUUGA